AUGGAUCCCAACGCGCUCUACAUUGCGCUCUUCAUUCGUGAUGAUCCUCCUAAACCCAACGAUUACCACUGGGCGCUCUACCACCACAUCAACAGCGGCAUCAAGUACCAUAUCACCAACGAAGGCAACGGUUGGAUUCCCGGACAUGGUCCUGAAUCAGGCACCGGCAUCCUGAAAGCCUUCCUCCUUGUGGGACUGAUUCAGAUUGCAACCAUACCGUCCACUACCUCAGCGCAGGAGACUUUAGACCGUGUCUGCCGAAACUACGACGGACAUCUGAACGACAACGAGAACAGAACAUGCCGGACGUGGCUACUGGAUGUAUUGAGGGAUCUACAGGAGCAGAUGGGUGUGCUACAUGGAGUUGACAUCAAAUCACUAGAGAAAGAAGCGAUGGACUGGGGCAAUAAGUACGCGUUUGAGGCCUGUCGAAAUGUACAACCAAGACCAGUGGAAAAGAGCAUGUACAUGGCGUGA
Molecule: messenger RNA, 477 nt
Organism: Aspergillus tubingensis
Lineage: Eukaryota; Fungi; Ascomycota; Eurotiomycetes; Eurotiales; Aspergillaceae
Product: protein kinase domain family protein
Exons: 1
Coding region: 1-477 (158 amino acids)
Source: RefSeq, a predicted model, not a curated record